Xiphias gladius (swordfish) is the source of this 1804-nucleotide messenger RNA. RefSeq names its product 2-epi-5-epi-valiolone synthase (gene eevs). Gene Ontology annotation, molecular function: 3-dehydroquinate synthase activity. Bases 75 to 1442 code for a protein of 455 amino acids. The transcript is spliced from 5 exons. The record is from RefSeq and is a predicted model, not a curated record. Lineage: Eukaryota; Metazoa; Chordata; Actinopteri; Istiophoriformes; Xiphiidae. Gene Ontology annotation, biological process: antibiotic biosynthetic process.
UCCUCAAAAGGGACACUCAUUAAGACUGUGAGAACCUCUGUUCACAUCUAUAACCUGCAUUCAUCACAGCAAGAAUGGGAAAGGUUCCUCUGGAGGACAACCAUGCAAAAGAAAAGAAAACUGAAUUCAGCUUAGUGCGAGUCAAAGGUACCUGGAAGCGCAAAGUGGGAAAGAAGGUCAAUAAGGACACAGUCAACUGUGUCUCUGCUGCAAAAAUCUAUGAGAGCAUCACGGAGAAGAGCACAACUUGGACAGUGGUCAGCCCCAUUGUCUUUACUUACAAGGUAACUGAGACUCGGAACUUGCUGGACCCAUGCAAUGACACACUCCUGUUGGGUCACAUCACCGACCCGCAGCAGGUGGAGGACAUUAAAAAAUCAAGUAAGCAGCUCAAACGCUUUGUGGUUGUUGACCAGGAAGUCUACAAAAUCUAUGGUUCCAAGCUAACUGCAUACUUAGAAGCCAACAAUGUCCUGUACAAGGUCAUGGCUCUACCCACCACUGAAGAGAACAAAUCCAUGGAAAUGGCCUUGAAGAUCCUAGAAGAGGUCAACAACUUCUCUCUUGACCGCCGCAGAGAGCCCAUUAUUGCCAUCGGUGGAGGGGUGUGCCUGGACAUAGUGGGCCUGGCUGCCUCACUCUACAGGAGACGCACUCCUUACAUCAGGGUCCCAACCACUCUGCUCUCCUACAUCGAUGCCAGCGUGGGGGCAAAGACAGGGGUUAACUUUGCAAACUGCAAGAACAAGCUGGGCGCCUACAUUCCACCCACUGCUGCCUUCCUUGACCUCUCCUUCAUACAAACUGUUCCUCGACGGCACGUCUCCAACGGGCUGGCAGAGAUGUUAAAGAUGGCCUUGAUGAAGCACAGAGGCCUCUUUGAGCUUCUUGAGAAGCACGGCCAUAUGCUGUUGGACACCAAGUUCCAGACUGAUAACAGUGUAUACGGGCGCAACCGCUUACAGGCUGCAUCACAAGCGACCCGUAUAGCCAUCACGACGAUGCUCGAGGAGAUUGCCCCAAACCUUUGGGAGGACGACCUAAACAGACUUGUGGACUUUGGCCACCUUAUCAGUCCAGCCUUAGAGAUGAAAGUCCUCCCAUCUCUGCUGCAUGGUGAGGCAGUGAACAUUGAUAUGUCUUACAUGGUUUACGUGUCUCGGGAGAGUGGUCUAUUGACAGAAGAAGAGAAGCAAAGGAUCAUCACCUGCAUGGUGGGCCUAGAGCUGCCUGUCUGGCAUGAGUCAUGUACCAUGGAGCUCAUUCAGAAGUCUCUGCAGGACAGGCUGAAGCACUCUGGUGGCCUAGAAAGAAUGCCUCUGCCUGUUGGCCUGGGGCAAGCAGACAUUUUCAAUAACACAUCUUAUGAGAUCCUGCACAGAGCUUACGAAAAAUGGCAUGAUGAGCUGGGCGUCUCCUCUAACAGCAACUGUGACCCUUAACUUAGCCAUACCACAUCUGCAUCAGUUCAGUCCAUUCAAACUGAACUGUAUGAAAAUAUGUACUGUAUUUUUUUUUUUUCAUUGUUCAUAUUGUUGGGAAAAAUAGAUGUAGUUGAUAGCAUUUACCCUUUCUAUUUUCACAGCAUGUUUUUACAAUUCUUUCUCUGCAAAUGAGUGUAAAACAGCUCAAAUUAGAAAAGAGCUGUUUUUAGUAACAGUUUGUUUGACCGUUUGAUUAUCUUGUAUGUAAAACAAAAGCUAGCUUGUAAUGUGACAAGCAGUUUUCCAACUUCUCUCUUGUUAUGACUGUCAAACGUACCAGUACAUAUGCUUCAUUAAAGUUUUUUAUUGUUUAUCAGAAA